Molecule: messenger RNA, 426 nt
Organism: Lactuca saligna
Lineage: Eukaryota; Viridiplantae; Streptophyta; Magnoliopsida; Asterales; Asteraceae
Source: the annotation of a GenBank genome assembly
AUGGUGGUCAAGUGCGAGGGUUGGAGUACCCUCAACGUACCUCUGAAGUAUGCCCCGCUUCUUGCCUCCGCUGAUGAGAAUGAAAAUAAUCAAAGCGCUGAUAAUCAAGUCAAGAAAAUAUUCAGUAAUAAUGUAGAGAAACAAUACAUUGUUUCAGAUCUGAAUGGUCAGAUUGAUAGGAAGAAGUUUGGAGAUGUUCUUACUCGCAGGUCAAAGCCUGAUCCUAUCAUAAAAGUGAGAUGCACCAAAUUGAGGAAUAAGUCACUAAAGCUUCAUUUAGUUAGAAAGAAAACAGAAUAUGAAUACACUGAAGUUGCUUAUGCUCAUGAGCCAGUCAAAUUUGGCUACAGUGAGUGGAUGCAAAUUCAAGGGAUUAUCGACAAGCACAAGGGUGUUCAUGCUCAAGAAGUGAAGUUGGCAAUAUAG